AUGUAUCAAUGUAUAAUACCACCACGAAUAUUUCUUGCUGUUGGCGUUGGUCUUCUUAUCGUUAGUCUUGUACUUGGAUGGAUAUCAUUUUCAGUACCGGAUUGGUUACAGUUUCAUGAACGUAUUAGUUCAAAAAAUCUUACGACGAUAGAGAAUAAUUUGGAUGAUGAUACUCGAAUUGAAUUUAAAAAAUUUGGUCUUUGGUAUAAAUGUACUUUUUCAACGGAAACAAAUGAUUUUCUUUGUUUACUAUGGAAUAAAGAUGCACCAAGUUUUGUUCGAGUUGCUCAAGUACUUAUACCAUUUGGUUUAUCAUUAGGAUGUCUUUCACUGUUAGCGGCUGUUAUUGGUUUUAUGUCGAGAAGGACUUUUGUAACUGCUGUAUUGUUUUCAGCAUUAUUUGCUUUCUUAAGUUGUAAGUAUAGACAAAUUUUUGCCUUUUAAUAAAAAUGUGUGAAAAUAUUAAUUGAAAUAAGAUAAAAGUUGAUUAAAUUUCGAAUAAGAAAUGAAAUAUCGAUCAUUAUAAUUUCGUUUUAUUUUUUUAAUUCGAUUUUAUUUCGAAGAAGUAUAUUUAAAAACGAUCUAUUAUUUUGAAAUAUAUAUAUAAAUGUCAUUCGUAAUCAAAAAUCGAUUGAAGUUAUUAUUAUGGAUUUGAUACGAUAUUUUUGAGAUCUAUUAAAAUAAAUAAAACUCCUUCUUUUUUUUUCGUUCGCUCUACAUACAUAUACAUACAUAUACAUAUAUAUAUAUGUAUACGUAACUAUUGCAAUAAAUCAAACAAUGAUUGCAUCUAGAAUAUAUAGAUAUAAAAGCGAUGACUCUAGAUAAGAAGUAGUUAAUUUUAGUUGUGUUGAUUGAUGAAAUAAAACUAACGUGACGUGAUUGAACCCCAAAGGUAGUAUUGCUUUAUAUCGAAGGCAAUAUAUAUAUGUAUAGGACUGUUGACAAUUGAAGUCGGGAGAUUUCGAAGAAUAUUUAUAGAAAAUGAUCCAAUAUUUUAUGAUAGACCAAGAUUUUUAUUAGGAUUGUGAAAUAGUAAAGUUAUAUAAGAUCAAAAGUAAAAAUAGAGAUUUAUUUAAAUAGAGAAAAAUAUUCGUAUUUACUAUGUCAUCUUUUUCUCGAUAAAAAAUGAAAACUGGAUCAUUUUAUAGUAAACGAAGUGUUUCGGAAAUAUUUAUUAGAUGCUUUUCUGUUUACUUGUUCAGAAUAAAUAUUCUUCUUCUAUCUUGACAGGGGCGUAGCGACGAGGGGGCGCGUGGGGUGUCACGCUCCUCAUGCCUUGGAAAGUUUUUGUUUUUUUUU
Messenger RNA from Adineta steineri, 1302 nucleotides. Lineage: Eukaryota; Metazoa; Rotifera; Eurotatoria; Adinetida; Adinetidae. The record is from the annotation of a GenBank genome assembly.